Messenger RNA from Fonsecaea erecta, 1641 nucleotides. RefSeq lists its product as hypothetical. Gene Ontology annotation, molecular function: transmembrane transporter activity. Gene Ontology annotation, cellular component: membrane. Gene Ontology annotation, biological process: transmembrane transport. Bases 1 to 1641 code for a protein of 546 amino acids. The transcript has 6 exons. Lineage: Eukaryota; Fungi; Ascomycota; Eurotiomycetes; Chaetothyriales; Herpotrichiellaceae. The record is from RefSeq and is a predicted model, not a curated record.
AUGGCAGACAACAAGGAGAAUGCGAUCGUCACAUCCCAGGUUGACCUGGAGUCAACAGCUGCGGAUUUGUCGCCCGAAAAGAAAGGAACCAACGAUGACCAGAGAGAUAUGUUUCGCAUGGGCAAACACCAAGAGCUCAGGCGAAAUUUUCGAUUUGUCUCCAUUUUCGGCUUCUCCAUGAUUCUCAUGGCCAGCUGGGAAACCAUGUUAGGCACAUCUAUCAUCGGCUUGAUCAACGGCGGUACCGCCGGAAUGAUCUGGUUGUUCCUGGUGGCCUGGAUUUGCUUCUUGGCUGUCAACACUUCAAUGGCCGAAAUGGGAUCCAUGGCUCCGACAUCUGGCGGUCAAUAUCAUUGGGUCAGCGAAUUUGCGCCACGGAAGUACCAAAAGUUCAUGAGUUUUAUUGUUGGGUGGCUCUGCGUGCUCGGCUGGCAGACAGGCGCGGCAACACAGGUGAGAGGAACUUCCCGACAAUCCCCGGAUAUCUCUUUGCUGGCACAUGCGCUAAUUCCACACAUAGCAUUUCUCGCCGGAACUCAAAUUCAAGGCCUUGUGAUCUUGAACUAUCCGGACUACACACCUGAGAGGUGGCAUGGAACGUUGUUAACGUUCGCCGUGGCCUCAUUCUCCGUCUUCUUCAACACGUUUCUCGUCAAAAAAUUGCCGUUGGUGGAAGGUAUUGUGCUUAUCGUCCACGUGUUUGGCUUCUUCGGCGUCCUCAUAACCCUCUGGGUCCUCGGGCCCAUCGCAAAUGCGAGCGACGUCUUCACCACUUUCAACAAUUACGGCGGUUGGAGCAGCGAUGGGCUGUCAGCAAUCGUCGGCAUUCUAGCAGUAAUGAUCCCGUUGCUCGGCGCAGACGGCGCCGUCCAUAUGUCCGAAGAACUUCGCGACGCAUCAAAAGUGCUUCCCCAAAGCAUGAUCUGGACUACGAUCCUGAACGGCUCCAUGGGUUGGAUCAUCCUCAUCACCUUCUGCUUCACUCUGGGAAAUCUUGACGAUGUGAUCGACUCACCCACGGGACAGCCCUACAUUGCCGUCUUUUACAAUGCCACGCAGUCAUACGCUGGCGCAUCGGUUCUCUCAGCUCUGGUCAUCUUCAUGGCCAUUUUCUGCAACUUGUCGAUCACAGCCACUGCUUCGAGGCAGUUGUGGUCCUUUGCCCGCGAUCAGGGCAUUCCGGGUGCUUCUUGGUUCGCAUACGUGCGACCAGGCUGGGACGUCCCACUGAACAGUAUCGUGGUCUCCUUUGUGGUUUCCUGUCUGCUUUCCCUGAUUAACAUCGGCUCCACAAUCGCGCUCAACAACAUUACCUCGCUGUCGCUGGUCGCCAUCUUGUCGUCAUACAUUGUCUCCAUCGGCUGCCUUUUCUGGAGGCGAUUGACUUAUCAGCCCCUGCUCCCGGCCAAAUUCACCUUCAGCAGACCGGUUGGACUGUUUUUGAACGGUUUCAGUCUCAUCUUCCUGGUCUUCGCUUUCCUCUUCGCGUUCUUCCCCGGCAACCCGGAUCCAACUGUGGAGCAGAUGAACUGGGCCAGCUUGAUCUACGGGGGCGUCAUGGUUUUUGCAGUUCUUCACUAUUACGUCCAAGCCAGGCAUGUCUAUGACGGCCCUGUAGAAUAUGUGCGCAAGCUGGUGUAA